This is a messenger RNA of Durusdinium trenchii, 924 nucleotides long. The record is from the annotation of a GenBank genome assembly. NCBI's taxonomy places the organism in Eukaryota, Dinophyceae, Suessiales, Symbiodiniaceae.
AUGGAUAUGUGGAGAACAUCCAAAGGUCGUGACGAGCUGAGAGAGAAGUUUGCGCAACAUGGGGACUUUGGACAACUUGAGGUUUAUGUCCGCAAGAAGCAUUUGAAGACUGCUUCUGAGGGUGUGCAGGGUGGUUGGUAUACAAAGGCAGCAUUGCAAAAAGAAGGGUGGACUUCGAAAAUGAUUGAACGAGCUUGGGCCUGGGCUCAAACGUUUCCACCAGGAGUCAGGCACAGGGUGAACCCUGUGCAUGGCGAAGAGGAAAUUAAAAUCGUACUUCGGGAGACGUUUGAAAACCUCAGCCAAGACAUCGAGGAGGUGGAACGCUGUGGAACCUUUACCAUUCAGGAUGGGGACGAGGCUGGCACCCUUCUCCAGUCAGAUCUUCCGGAUCCUGGCGAUGUGGCCGCUGGCAGCGGUUCAGGGGCGAAUGCGAAUAUUCCAAAGCCGAAUGUCAAUGCCACAGGCGUGUCUGACUCGGACUCCUCUGAUGAUGACCUUGUCAACAGCUUCGUCCAAAACUUUGCGGAUGGUGCUAGUGCGAAGUCAGUGCUGGCUGAUGCGACCAAGACGGAAAAACUCCUUGACAAACAUGGUGCCUUGUCUGCGCUUUGGAAGCUGCAUGCGCUCCAAAUAGGUUUUGGACCCGCUACCAAUCUGUUGAAGAAGGCAUGCCGGAUCACCCAGAGCGAACAAUUGGAUACUUUUUACAUGGUGAUGAAGGAAGAGGUCAAGGUGGUUUGGCAGAACGAGCACUAUCACUUUUACUUCCGCUUCUUGGGUGCGAAGGGGGAUUGGCCGCUGAAGACCUUUCCCAGAGGUCUCGGAAAAGGCUCGGAUACUGGCCUCAUCGGGGCUUGGUUAGAGGCAGUGCUGGAUAGCGUGACCGAAGAUUCAAUUCCUGUACGGUGCUUAUUGUGCUAG